Lutzomyia longipalpis is the source of this 8726-nucleotide messenger RNA. It is a transcript of the gene sky, whose product is annotated as GTPase-activating protein skywalker. Lineage: Eukaryota; Metazoa; Arthropoda; Insecta; Diptera; Psychodidae. The coding region runs from base 1968 to 3770 and encodes 600 amino acids. The record is from RefSeq and is a predicted model, not a curated record. The transcript is spliced from 10 exons.
GAAGAAUAAAGUAUUGUUGAAAAAAUAUAUAAAUUCAAUUCUGAUAAACAAGCUAAUAAGAUGCUGUAAGAUUUUGACAGUUGAUAUUUUAAAAUUAUUCUAUUGUCGUUCUCGGUCGUUCCAAAGCAAAAAAUCAUAGGAUUUGUUAUUCCAGAAAACAAUCAAAAAAAGAUAUUAAAAAAGCAAUAGAAAAGUUUUUUUUUAAUACGAUUAAAAAAAACAAAUUGUCGAAAUCCGAAAUUCUACAGAUUUUUCAUAGAACCAAAAAUCUUAUAACUGACGAAAUCGUAAGAAAAGAAAGCAUUUAUACUAUUAUAGAAUCGACUGGAUGGUCCCUAUUUUAGAAUAUUACCUUUUUUUUGAGAGCUUCAUCAGGUCAUAGAAAAUAUUAACUGAUUAACUGAAAAGAUUAAACUAAAAUACAAUUUAUAGAAUCAAAGAAGGAAACAUUUCCACUGAAUUUAUUGUCGGUUAGUAUUUUCUAAUCCAAAAAUUUAACAAUUUCCUUUGAGACUUCAACUAUACUCAAAGUGACUAAAUAAAGAAAUUUGCACUUUCAGUUAGAAAACUUUUCUUAUAAAAAACUCUUGUCUCUCGAGCUUUAAAAUUCUCCAAAGAGAGUCGAAAGUUCUAAGAAAACGGAAAAAAAUGCUUAAGAAACAAGUGUCUAAAACAGUCAGGAAGAUUAAUAACAAUAGGCAGUAAUUUUAAUUGAAUUUUAAACAAAAAUCGUACUAUUUGUAUGCCGAAAUUGUGCAAUUUAUCUUCGUCCAGCAUUUUAAUGGUCCAAUUUUUUUUUAAUUUUCCAGUUAAUCCUAAAAUAGUUUUCACUAAGUGAAUUUUAAUAUUUUUUGGGAGAUGUUUUGACUUUAAAUGACUGAUACACCCUGUCUACAUGGGAAACUCUUUAUAAAUAAGAUACGUAUACAUAUAGUAUUCUCUCGUUCUCUCUCUCUUCACAUCACGGUAAUGAACAACUUUGAUAACAAGUAGUCUUCUGUGAUUGAAGAGAUGUGAGUAACAUAAAUGUAUUUCAGUCGAUCUUUAGGCUCGGUUCUGAAAUGCUAGAAUUUUUUCUGCUUCGCCAGUGUACGCAAAAAAUAAAUGAAUUAGUUACGAUGCAUCGAAAAAUAUAAUUUCCAGUUUGUUUUAUUUUGUCUGUGUAUUAAUAGGGGAAUGAUUAUAAACAUUGUAGUGUAAAAGGUACUCACGACUAAAUCGCACGUGAUUAGACAGUUAUAUUGUUUUGAUUCACCAUAUUUAGUUACAUUAAAUAUGUGGCACAAAUGAUUAGAAGUCUCUGAGUGUCUUUUAAACAAAGUGAAGAAGUACUUUCUUAGGAAAAUUACGUUACUAAAUGGUGUGGAUUUUAUUUAUUGAAUUUAUAAGUGGAAUUUUCCAAUCUUAGGGAUCACAAAAAUGUACUAUUCAUUCCUAUUUUCGGAUUAAUUCUUUACGCAAAAGUCCUUUUUACAUCGUACGUGUACAGUGUUUAGCAAAAUAAAUUUAUAGUUGAGCUCCUCCUAUUGAAUAACUUUAAUAAAAAAAAGGAAAGGUUAAAAAUUCUUAUACUGCUCCCAUUUUUGCAUUAAUGAAUAAUUCAUUGCAUAAUAGUGGAUAGGUAUCAUGUAAAGUGAUAUAUAUUAUAUGGUGGAUAUACUACAUAAAUGUAUGUGUACACAUAAACAAUUUCUGGUUUCUUGAAAAAAAAAAUAAAGUAAUUACUUUGCAUUGACUAUAUUAAUCGGCCGAUGUUAGAUGAAAAACGUAAUAGACCAUUGAAUCAAACGUGAUAAAUCCCCAGACAUGUGAUAGGAAGUGAUAAUGAAUAUACGUUCUAUCGUUAUUUUCAAAGAAAAGAAUUCUUAUGUACAACGGCUGCAGUGAUUUAAUAUUAGAACCAAAGUGUUGACUAAUGAAAUUUGAUUGCCGCCUAGAACAAGUAAUCAAAGAGUUAUAUUGCUAAAAUGGUAGCAAAAUCAGCAGCUCUCAAAGAAUUUCUUUCACUGGAGAGUGCAAGUAAAAGAAGUAGUGUCUACGUUGAUCCUGAUCGUGAGGUAUUCUUUGAGCUACCCCUGUAUAUACCGACAAAUGAAAGUGUGACGAAAUGUUUUAACUUAUUUGAAGGAAAAAAGGCCACAUUAAAGUCAUUCAGUGAGGUUCAACAACUCAUACAGCAGGGCAAGAAACGAGAAGUAAAGACAACGAUUCGUGAAAAUUCUUGGCCAAUAAAUUCGCCAAUCAGAUCUCAGUUGUGGCCGGCUCUCUGUAGUCAACAUCAAAAUGGAAAAAGCAUGUUGGAUGGAUUCUAUUGGGAUAUGGUUAAUCAGGUGUUUGGUACAACAGAACUGCCGGAUAAACCAAUAAUGCUACCUCCUUUUGUGGAUUCAACCCACUGCCUUCCAUAUCACUUGACAAGAAAGGGAAGAGCUGUAGCGGAUCGCGUUGUCAGUGUUCUGGGUUAUGCGUGCCCUGAUAUCACCUACAGUCCAUCACUAUAUCCGAUAACAUCUCUACUCUUACACUUCAUGUCUGAAGAAGAAUGUUAUCACUGUAUGGCAAGUCUAGUGGCUGCCAAAGAGAAGGUAUUCAUCACGCAAACGAAAUUGCUACAUGAAGUGACGUGGAAAACUGUGAUGCAAAUAGCCAAGAAACAUGCGAAAGCAGCAGUGAUGCACCUGCAACGACUAUGUCCUGGUCAGAAGAUUGAGAGAAUUUUCAUGGACUGGAGCUGGUGGGUUUUGGGCGGUCUCCCUUUUCCGCAUUUGGUCCGAGUAAUGGAUUGCUACUUUCAAGAAGGGAUCAAAGUAUUCUAUCGCGUUUCUCUUGCCAUUCUCAUUCUCUUCCAAAAGAAUAUAACAUCAUCGAAUUCCGAAUGGAAUUCGGAAACUGUGAAGAAUGACAUUGAUAACGCUAUACCCAAAUUUUGUAAAUCAAUUCCUGUCUCACCGACAAAAUUGCUAAGAACGGCAUUCAAUAUCAGAGCACUUAGCUCAACAUAUAUUUCAAGGGUGUUCCUUAAGACUGAAAUGGUCCUGAAGAGUAGAUCGGUUCUGAGUGGAUCCAAACAACUGGUUCGAUCGCGUUCUAGCGAUAACUUACCAACAAGUCAAUCACAAGUGAACAUUCAAAUGAUGUCACACACUUUAACAAUUCGAGAGGGAGCCCAUUCCCCUGAUGCAAGAGUUCUUGCUAUGGGAGUCUUUCCCAUUCAAUCGAUUAAAAGUCAAGUUCUUGAUCAAGAUGAUCUUUUUACACUCUGGAGUUGGCUGCCAGUAAGGAUCACAAUGUACCAACCGGUGCUUCUCUAUACCACCGAAGAACACGGAUGCUCAUUGACGACGUUUUACGUACGAGUUGAACAACAUGAACCGACAUUGCUUAUGAUUAAAACAUGCAACAAUGAGGUCUUUGGUGCAUACUGCUCAUCGAGAUGGUUCGAGAGGAAUGUAAAGGAUGACAAGGGGCAGAAGCAGGCGUAUUUUGGAACUGGUGAAACAUUCUUAUUCUCACUGUAUCCUGAACGUGCAAAAUACCCAUGGGUAGGCAUCGAGGGUGAUACGAGACAUGGUCAUGCGUCUGAAUUAUUUAUGGCGGCCGAUGCUAAAAUGAUAACAAUUGGAGGAGGCGAGGGGCAGGCCAUUUGGAUGGAUGAGAACAUCCGAUAUGGGAAAACGGACAAAUGUCAUACAUUCAACAAUCCACCGCUCUGUGCAUCUGGAGAUUUUGAAAUUCGCGUUCUCGAAGUGUACGGCUUUGUGGGAGUUUAAAAAAAUGCGCGCAGUCAAGCAGGAAAUAAAGGAGAUACAACACCUGAAGAUAAGUAUGUAUAAAUUAUAUUUUAGUUAUUUCGAAUGAAUGAAAAAACAAGAUGAAUUAAGAAGGCUUCUACCGGGAUUAAAUUGCUGCAAUAUUAGCGAUUAGAAAAUGAAAAGUUAAAAAAAAAUUGAAUUAAAUUGACUACAAUAUGAGAUGGAAGGAAAUAAUUUCUAUUUGUUUUAGAGAUCUAAUUUCUUUCGGUUGUUUUUUUUGUGAAUUAAAAGAAUUAUAUCGACUACUUUUGUAUAUAUUCAUUUCUCAUUCUUUCUCUAUACAUUUACAUGCAUAUAAUAUAUUUAGUAGUGUUGCAAAAAAAGUUGUUUUUUUUUAAACGAACAUUUAAAAGAAUUUUUGAAAAGAAAAAACCCAAAAAAUGCAUAUUAAAUAAAAUAAAAACAGAAAACUAAAAAAAAUGGAGCAAAUCAAAAUAAGGGAUUUAUGCUUGAUGUGAAGCAUAAAUGCAACGAAAUAAACAUAAAAGUUCACAUCGAGCAAAAUGCAUCGCAUUGCGAUUUGUAAAUUUGUUCUUUUUCGAAUUGUUAUUUUUUUUUCCUGAUAUUUACACUCUAUAUCGCUCAAUAUUUAUUAAAUGUUAGCAAAAUGAAAAAUUAAAAUAAAUUAUACAAUGCAUAUUUCAUAGGUAUAUUGCUGUGCGAUUCAUAUCACGAACAAUCAUUGUUAUGUUUAAUAUUUUGUUCAAGCUAAAAAAAAAAGAUUAUUUAGAAGGAAAUGCCGGUAAAUGAAAAAGCAAAAGUGAAUACAAAAUCAUUCCAGCUGAAGAAGAGCGAAAUGUUACAUUUUCUUUUUCGAACUUUGUGAAAACAAUUUGAUAAAUUGUAUGGAAAAUUUCUAAUGCUAAUGUGAACGGAUGUUUUGAUGGCAUAGAGGAAAACUACGCCCGAACUACUGAGGAAUUCUAUAUACCCUUAACAUCAAAUUACGAAGGACUGUUCACAAAAAAAUCUAACUAAGAAUUAUAUUGCUUUAAUGUGCGUCAAAAUUUGCAUUUCUUGCUUUUUCCAGUAACUUUACGUCAUAUAAAUUGAUAAAAUAGCAAUAAAGCUACAUUAACACACAAUUUUUAUUAUAAAGAAUGGGCAAGGGAAUUUAUUGAAAAAAAAGGAUAAUUUGAUUAUAGAGGGAUUUCGUGUCUGUAUUCAUAGACUUCAAUUAUUACCUACUUUAUUUUAUAGUCUUGAAUAAUUUUCUCGAUUUACGCAAAGUUUUCUGUAAACUUUCCCAGAGUUUUUGCAAAAAAAUUUUUUUUUGUAGAACACGUUUUUAAGAAAAAUUCACAGCUAAAAAAAUAUUAAGACUAAAUACUUUCUUUCGUGAGUUAUGUGAAAAUUCUAAAUUUGCUAACUGAAUUCUUGAGCCCGAAUAUAUUAAAAGACAAACAAAUAAAAAAGCUCUGAAUGUUCCAACUAAAAUUAGACGAGACUUAAGUCUGUGAAGAAUUACAAAAAAAAUAAAGCCAUUUUCUUGUUGACCUGCAUAUAAGUAGAUUGAACAGUUUUAGCCCAAAUUUUAUCACUCGGGUCGAUGCCAAUUUUUUAAUGAAUAUAUAUGCCGACAUAGUACACAUUAUAGGCAUACAUGGUACGGUCCACUUGUAAUUAAGAAUACACACCUCUACCUACUCAUAAAAAAACAUAUUUAUUCACCCAUGAAAUGUACAUACAUACCUUAAGCUUUCCUUAUUGGAAAUCUAUAAUUUUACCUAUUUUUAUUCAUUCUGUUUUUAGUUGAAAUUAUUGAGGAAGUAAUUAAUCUAAAGCAUGUUAGCAAGAUAUUUUAUAUAUCUGUGUUACAUAAAAGCUUACAACCUAGUCAUAUAAAAAAAAACAUUAUAAAAAUUAAACAUUUUGCUGGAAAAUGAUAAGAAAUUCUUGAAAUUACGCGACAAUUUAGUAAGAAAAAAAAUUACAACAUAUUUAUUCAACAGAUGCAAUAAACAUCUCUUUUAGUGUGUCACCGAUAAAUAUGUCACUAGAAGUGAAGAAAAAAUUACACCAUUUAGCAAAAAAAAAAUUGAGAAGAAAAAUUAAAAUAGGACUAUUUAAUGGUGUGACAUUUUUUGUGAUUUAACUUGCGAUACUCAUGCGAUGUUUUGGGUAUUACAUUCCUUAGUUUCUUGUCUAUAUCCACGAAAAUUCUGCGUAAGAGGAAUGGAGAGAAAAGAUGAAUAUUACAAGAUAAAAGUCUUAAUCGGUUGCUGCUGAAAGGAACAAAUUACUCCCAAAAUAAACGAAAUGUUUUCUCGGAAGAAACUCGAGAAGCUUUUUCUUUAGCUAAUUUUUACAUAUUUUUUUUUGUUGUGAGUCUAUAUAAUUUGAAAACUAAAUAUCCUAAUUACAAUAUACAAAUUGAUUAACAGAAAAUUAAAAAUAAUUUUGCUUUCAUAUGGGAAAAAACCCCGAAAAUAAAAGUGGUCGUGUGCGUUAGUGAAGCAUCAUUGUGUUUCCUUUUCGUAUUCACAUAUAAUUUAAUUACUUGGGCUUUAAUAUUUUAAAUGCAGAGAAAGAUAAAGUUGAGAUUAUUGACUUAUGUGACCCACUUGAACAAAGAAAAAUUAAAGCAUCAGAACCUGAUAAAAAUUAUUACAGAAUUUUUAUAAACAAACUUAUCAAGCAGAACCGAUUAUGUAUUCUCUUUGUUUUGAAUAAUUCUCUCAUUUCCCAAACAAAUAUAAAAAAGAAUUAAGGACAGGGCUUCUCUUUCUUAUUUGCUAAAAGUAUUAUAUGUUUAAUUGAUUUAUGUACUGGAGAACAAAUUUAUCAUAAACUACCAUUUCAUCUAAAUAUCGCAAAGAUAUUUCUCUUGAAAAGAAAAAGUAUUAAUAAUGUUAAAUAUAAAAAAAAACAUUACAAUGUGAGAUACAAACAUUACGUGAGAUACAACCAUACAUAUUUAAUCCGUGGAAAAUUAUAUACUAAAAUAUAUUAAAUUAGAAAAUAAUAAAUAAGACGAAUCACACAGUAGAUUGUUUUUUUGGAGAAGAAAAAUAAUAAUGUAGUGAUGAAAAAUGUAAAAGAAUUGAAAUAUUGUGAAGAAAUGUUAGAAGAAAAAGAUUAAUAAAAAGUGAAAUAUGGUGAUAAACCAAGUCAUAUAGAGGAAAAAAAAGAUGAUAAAAUGCUUACUUGCAAAGAGAAAUCCCUAUUUGUUUUAUCUUAAAUGGAACAUUUAAUAAUUUCUCACAGAGGAGGUCCAUUUGAGGACAAAAGACUCACCACGUGAUCCACACAAAUUUCAGAGAGCAUUUCAAUAAAUCACAGCUAAAUUGCCACGCAAAUUCAAUAACUAAUAUAAAUCAGAUUUAUAUAUCUAUUAAAAAAAACAUUCAAUGUAAUAUUUAUUGAUGAAAACUUUGUUAUCUUGACUAUAUUGACAUUUAUCAAUUAAUUGUUAAUCAAUGUUGUCUCCUCAGUGUCACGUAAUUGUGAAUUUAUCUCAUCUAAUAAUAUUGGAUGUUUGUGUAUUUUGUGCGCUCUCUUAACUAUUUUUGUGAAAGAAAAAUCAGAGACAUUGAAAAUCACAGCUAAAAAGUGAAAAAAAUCCUUACUGAAGUAGGAGAUAUACAAGCAAGUUUACUGGAACAAGGAAGACGUCAAUGACUGAUAAGAAUAUUAAUUUAUGCUCUUGAGUUUUCCCAUCGUAUAGCGCCACUUUGGAUAAAAACUUAAGAAAAAAAAGAGACAAUUCAAGCUCAAACGGCUCAUGUGAGAGCUUUUUAUAUCGGAUUGGUUCAAUAUAAAUCAUAUCAAUUGAUAACAACGAUGUAAUCAGGAGAAUAAAGUUCUCCAUUUUUUAAUUUUAAAUUAAAUAAAAAUGAAACUGAUUUAUUCUUCAUUUUGUUUCAAGAUUUCUUUUUAUAUCUUAUAACUUGAACAAAGACUAUAAUUUGCAAAUGAAAAGGAAUCUUUAACAGUGAACUGAUUUAAUAAAUAUUCUUUAGUAAAUUCCCCUAAAAUUCUACGUCACCGUUGUUCCAUGUAAACUUCAGUAUAAUUCAGUAUAGAAUAAAUAGCAAGAAUAGCAUCACAGAGAAGAAUUAAUUAGCAAACAACUAUUAAAUUAUUCUUCUGAAAUUAAAAAAAUCAAAAUUUACACAAUAAUUGAAAAUGUGUUUUACAAUAAAUUUAUCAAUAAACCCCCAAUAAUUACAACAUUUAUUGCAUAAAAUAUUGAGAUAAAACUAGUCCAUCGAUGUGUUUGCUAAUUAAAAUUGUAAUAUUUGCUGUGCGUCAUAAAAAAAACAGAGGCAGAAAUAGAUAAAUUGCAUAUUAAAAAAAAACAAUACACCACUCUAUUUUCAUUAUUCAUUAUUUUCUUAUUAAGUCCUAUAAUAAUUUUCAUUGAGAAUUACUAAAAAAAAAAAAGAAUGCGAAAAAAUGUGUGUUCAAUUUUAUUUUUUUGUUUUAUAAUAACCUCUAGUCCUUGCUACUGAAAGAAUGAACAGCACAUGAAUUACAAAAAAAGGAAGAAAUAUUUAUGAUUUGUUUUAUUUUUAUUCCUUCAAUUUGUUUCUUUUACCAUAAUUCCAGUGGAUCCAGUAAAAUGAAUUAUUUUAUGUAUGAAGAUGUUUUAAAUUAAUUUUCAUAUUUGGGUAAUAGGUUUAUGGAGGAAAGUAAAGAAAAAAGAUUAUAUAUAGCUUGUUAAUGUGUAAUUUAUUAAUUUCUAGUUGAAUUAGAUUAAAAACAAAAGAAGAAAAGAAAGUUUUAAAACGUUAUUUAUGAUGAAGAUAUCUGCAAUACAAAGUGAGAUAUAUAAUACAAUUAAUUUGUAAUAAAUGUUAUAAAAUUGAAAAUGUAUGAGUAUAUAGUAUUAUUUAGAUGUACAAUAUUAAACAAAAAAUUCUCGAAGAAUAAGUUGAAAGAAAAUAAAAGAUUCUGUUCGAAAAUACUAAA